Perkinsus marinus ATCC 50983 is the source of this 535-nucleotide messenger RNA. Its product is annotated as DNA-directed RNA polymerase subunit, putative. Lineage: Eukaryota; Perkinsozoa; Perkinsida; Perkinsidae. The transcript has 5 exons. Gene Ontology annotation, molecular function: DNA-directed RNA polymerase activity; DNA binding. The annotation marks the transcript as partial. Gene Ontology annotation, biological process: DNA-templated transcription. The record is from RefSeq and is a predicted model, not a curated record.
AUGCCCAAGAGCAACUUCCCUGUUGCCCUUUAUAGACCCAGCUUCUCCAACCGAGGUCCGCUUUACUCCGCCUACGCGGUCCAGAUGAGGUCCAUGAGACCCGACUUGACCACCCAGACGGUCACUAUGCAUUAUAGGAAGGACGGAACUUGUUGGGUAAGAUUCACCUACCUCAAGAACGAGUACCUUAUCCCUUUGAUGCUCUUGUUGAAGUGCCUGGCUCCUGACGAGCUCAACUCUGAACGAAGCCUCUUCGAGCUCCUCUGUGACGGUCUGAUGGCUGAUACGUUCGUUGCCGAGCGUGUUACGUGUAUGCUGGAGCAGAUGAGGACCCACCCCGAGCUGAAGCAUGUCCAUUCUCGCGAGGAUGCCCUCUACUAUCUCGGCUCUAAGUUCGAGGUGGUUUUCCGAGAGAAGCGUGGGGCAGGGGUCGAUUGCCUGGUGCUUAUUUUCCGUAAGCUGAUGGCUUUGGUCCGUGGCGACAUUGCUCCUGAUAACGCUGAUGCUAUGGAUGUCCAAGAGCUCCUCCUCCCUG